Thalassophryne amazonica is the source of this 4143-nucleotide messenger RNA. Its product is annotated as cGMP-dependent protein kinase 1. Gene Ontology annotation, molecular function: ATP binding; cGMP-dependent protein kinase activity. The coding region runs from base 437 to 2599 and encodes 720 amino acids. The transcript is spliced from 18 exons. The record is from RefSeq and is a predicted model, not a curated record. Gene Ontology annotation, biological process: protein phosphorylation. Lineage: Eukaryota; Metazoa; Chordata; Actinopteri; Batrachoidiformes; Batrachoididae.
UCGGAACUGUGCAGCUCCAGGGCAAGUUACCGAGGUAUGACGGUACACCCAGCGGAGGCUUUCUCCUUGAGUCCAUUAUUCAUGUGAGACGGGCAGGCGGUUGUGUGUCUGUCUGGAGUGACAGACUGCACUGUAGCACAGAUUCCAGUAGGCGCCCUUCUCGUCAUGCGCUCUCUCAGGGACGCAGCUUGACGCACUCAGGAGGACGGUCCUCGGCUGUCACGCCGCCGAGGGAGCCAAACUUUGCGCUUUCUCCUCCUCUUUCCUUGCGUUUCUUUUCUCUUUUUUGGCUUAAUAAGGCGCAUCACCUUCCAUCGCAUACCUUCGCUUGAGGAUUUCCACAUUUACGCGAGGAAUUCCCUCCUCCUCCUCCUCCUCCUCAUCCUCCAUCCAACAGAGGAGAGGGAGAGCGCGUCUGCGUCCUGCGGAGCGGUUCAUGCCGGAUAAAGUUUAUGGACGCAUCGGUGGAGGACAGAGGGCAAAAAAAGCACGCAGCUGCACACUUUUGGAUAAACUUAUCGGGAAAGUCUCCUUUGUGGCAGAAAUGGGCACCUUGCGCGACCUCCAGUACGCGCUCCAGGAGAAGAUCGAAGAGCUGCGCCAGAGAGACGCGCUCAUCGACGAGCUGGAACUGGAGCUCGACCAGAAGGACGAGCUCAUCCAGAGGCUACAGAACGAGCUGGACAAAUACCGAUCCGUUAUCAAACCGGCGACGCAGCAGGUCCACAAGCACUCCGAGCUGCAGGAGCAUCAGCGGACGAAGAGGCAGGCGAUUUCGGCUGAACCCACCGCCUUCGACAUCCACGAUCUCAGCCAUGUCACACUGCCCUUCUACCACAAAAGCCCACAGUCUAAAGAUCUGAUCAAGGAGGCUAUCUUGGACAAUGAUUUCAUGAAGAAUCUGGAGCUGUCCCAGAUCCAGGAGAUUGUGGACUGCAUGUACCCCGUGGAGUAUGGCAAAGACAGCUGUAUCAUCAAGGAGGGCGACGUGGGCUCCCUGGUCUAUGUCAUGGAAGACGGGAAGGUGGAGGUGACGAAGGAAAGCCUGAAGCUCUGCACCAUGGGGCCAGGAAAGGUGUUUGGAGAGCUGGCUAUUCUCUACAACUGCACCAGGACCGCCACUGUCAAGACUCUUACAAAUGUGAAGCUGUGGGCCAUUGACCGGCAAUGUUUUCAGACCAUUAUGAUGAGGACGGGCCUCAUCAAGCACACAGAGUAUAUGGAGUUUCUGAAAAGUGUCCCCUCAUUCCACGGCCUGCAGGAAGAUAUUCUCAGCAAGCUGGCUGACGUCCUUGAGGAGACGCAUUAUGAAGACGGAGAAUAUAUCAUCAGGCAAGGAGCCAGAGGAGACACCUUCUUCAUCAUCAGUAAGGGCAAGGUUAAUGUCACCAGAGAGGACGUCCCCAACGGCGAGCCCGUCUACCUGCGCACCCUGGGCAAAGGAGACUGGUUUGGAGAAAAAGCCCUACAAGGAGAGGAUGUCAGGACGGCAAACGUGAUUGCAGCAGAGGCCGUCACCUGUCUAGUCAUCGACCGAGACUCAUUCAAGCAUCUGAUUGGAGGUUUGGAGGAUGUGUCCUGCAAAGGCCACGAGGACGCUGAUGCAAAAGCGAAGUAUGAAGCAGAGAAUGCGUUUUUCUUCAGUCUCAACUUAGCUGACUUCAACAUCAUCGACACUCUUGGGGUUGGCGGUUUUGGACGCGUGGAACUGGUUCAGCUCAAAAGCGAUGAAAGUAAAACCUUUGCAAUGAAGAUUCUGAAGAAGCGGCACAUUGUUGACACGAGACAGCAGGAACACAUCCGUUCAGAAAAACUCAUCAUGCAAGAGGCCCACUCUGACUUCAUUGUUCGACUCUAUAGAACAUUCAAAGACAGCAAGUACCUCUACAUGUUGAUGGAAGCUUGUUUAGGAGGAGAACUUUGGACCAUUCUUCGAGACCGUGGUUCAUUUGAGGACUCGACCACCAGGUUCUACACAGCCUGUGUGGUGGAGGCCUUUGCCUACCUGCAUUCCAAAGGAAUCAUCUACAGAGACCUCAAACCAGAGAACCUUAUAUUGGAUCACCGGGGUUACGCCAAAUUGGUAGAUUUUGGCUUUGCUAAGAAGAUUGGGUUUGGGAAGAAGACUUGGACCUUUUGUGGUACGCCGGAGUAUGUGGCACCAGAGAUCAUUCUAAACAAGGGUCACGACAUCUCAGCCGAUUACUGGUCUCUAGGAAUUCUCAUGUUUGAGCUCUUAACUGGCAGCCCACCAUUCUCUGGCCCUGACCCCAUGAAAACAUACAACAUCAUCCUUCGGGGUAUCGACAUGAUUGAAUUUCCAAAGAAGAUUACCAAAAAUGCUGCCAACCUAAUCAAAAAGCUAUGCAGGGAUAAUCCUUCAGAAAGACUGGGAAACUUGAAAAAUGGUGUCAAAGACAUCCAAAAGCACAAAUGGUUUGAGGGCUUUAACUGGGAGGGCUUAAAGAAGGGGACAUUGACGCCUCCUAUUAUCCCUAAAGUCACAUCAGCAACCGACACAAGUAACUUCGAUAGCUUCCCAGAGGACAAUGAAGACCCGCCCCCUGAUGACAACACUGGCUGGGAUGUCGAUUUUUGAAGUCCUCAUCUUCCCCCCCCCAAACCAAAAGAAACUCUUCUUUUGUUGGCUUGGAGACUGUCUUGAGGACACAACUGUAAAGACUGCAUUAAAAGUGAACUAGAUGAUGGAGAAAUGGAUGAAUGGCGCCCUCUGGGUCACCGAUAUGCCUUUAUUUCACUGUGGCUCUGGAUCAAGCAUUUAUAAGGGGGAAUGCUGUAGCACUUCAGUGUUGUCUUACACGCGGCUUAAAAGGCAAAAGUGAACGAAAGUGCAGGGAUACACAAAAACAGAACGGAGGCUGGUGACAGAGCCAGAUUUUCUCAUAUAGCAAGGAGAACAGGUAUUUCGUAAGUGGAUGAAAGGUUGAUAGUCUAUAAUAAGUGUUGGUGGGUCACUGGAAAAAAAAUGAGGGGGCUGAUGAUUCUUUUCUGUUUCUCCUGAAUGUUUGAUGAAAUGAGCAGUGGACUUUUGGGAAGCCAGCUGUAGCAUCUGGUACUUUUCCUCAACGGAAAACCAGAUCUGCACACUAAGGUUUGUGCUCAAGACUAACGUGAAUGUCACUGAUUUUCUAAUCAUUGGGAUGUCCACAUGGCAUACUACAGUAUGUGCAGUGUUUGAAAAUACAAGUUACUUUCUCACACAUGAACAUAAAGGCUAAAAUCAAAUACUUAGUACACUUUAUAUAAGAUUAACUUACCUUGAAAAGCACAAACACUGUGCAUUCAGUGGAUAGAGAUGUGAAUCUUCAAGUGCCCUACUUAAAAAUUUAAUGAUUCCCACACCGACACACGUGCAAUGUCAGUAUUUCAUGCAGCAAUGUGUUAUUAUGCACUUAAGACCAUUAACUGAAAGAAGAAUAGCUGUUCUAGCCAACUUUUAGCAUCAGUAAUUCACAUAUCCCGAAUUAUUUUUGUGUUAUCUUGAAAAAUGAAUGCUUCUUUCUGCACCUACCCAUGACUUCAAUUUCUUUUUAAAUCACCUAAAUGCCUCUUCCCAGUCAAACAAACAGGAUGUCAUGUGUUUGCUCCUGUAUAGUUCUGAAAUAACUGUGAACAUGGUUUAAUUGUCUUUGGUGCUGUUAUUGAUAACUUAUCGUAAAGCAAUGGUGAGAUGACAGUACUUGUUAUUGUUUUUGUAUAGUAAUUUUUUUGUGCUUAAUUUUUUUGUAAUGUACUUGACUUCCUUCCUUAGAAAAUUGGAGAAUUGUGUCAAUUUGUAAACUUGAGUGAAAUUUUAUCUCUCUACACCAUGUUACGGUGAGCUAAGUGGUGUUUUGAAGUUUUUAAGCAGGUCCAACCAUGUUUCUCAGAGUGCACCCAUUCAUUCACUCUUUACCUCAUUCAUAAGAUCGCAACACUCUCCUUGUUUUCAUCCAUACAGAAAUUUACAGAUAUCACUUUUAGUGGCAUGACAGUAUUUGUACUGACACCUAGUGUUGAGAUUUCAAAUUGCAACCAGAUCAGGCACUGAAUUUUGUCCCUCCCUUUCCAAGCGUGAGCUUGUGUGCUUAUGACAAAGCUGAAAAGGAGACACGUCACACUGUAGACUAAAAUGCUGACCGA